Molecule: messenger RNA, 1605 nt
Organism: Trachymyrmex cornetzi
Lineage: Eukaryota; Metazoa; Arthropoda; Insecta; Hymenoptera; Formicidae
Product: major facilitator superfamily domain-containing protein 6-A-like
Exons: 9
Coding region: 1-1605 (534 amino acids)
Cellular component (GO): membrane
Source: RefSeq, a predicted model, not a curated record
AUGAAAAUCAAUUACACGUUACUGCCAUUAAAAGCACAUUAUUUCUUUUUCUGGGGAGCUACGGGCGCUAUUUUUCCAUUUCUAUCAGUAUACGGUAAACAGCUUGGUAUUUCACCAUUAAUAAUGGGUAGCAUCGGUGCUAUUUUACCUAUUUUAUUUAUGAUUGCUAAACCAAUUUUUGGUUUUAUCAUGGAUUAUUUUCAAACCCAGAAAAAAUUGAUCUUUAUGGCUUUAAUCACCAUUUCAAGCAGUUGCUAUAUUUUAAUAUAUUUUUUACCCUCAUCACCGGGACCAAUUGUAUUGGAUCAUCAGUUUCAAAACGUUUCAUGUGCAUAUUUACCAUUUUGUGGCAUAGAUUCUAAUUUCCCAACAGCAUUAUGUGAGAAUACGAGAAACAUUACGUGUCACUGGAUAUGCAAGGAUACAAAUCUUUCCGUACCAUUAUCUUUCCAGUAUGCAGCUGGAAAGGAAGUAGUUAUUUCACCAAAUACUAGCUGUUUAAUAAAUAUUAAUGAUACAUUAUUGUGUCAAAAAGAAUUCAAAGAUAAUUAUAAUUGCAAUGUUAUCUGUGAUAAUUUUGAAAAUAAUCAUUAUUUGUAUACAUCCAUUACGUUCUGGGGAUUCGUCCUUUUAAUGGCUCUUGGGAGUACAGGUACUUCUGUUUCUUUCACUUUGACCAGCGCAAUCUGUUUCGAGAUAUUAGGUAAAGGUGAGGAAAUGAAAUAUGGUAGGCAGCAUGUAUGGGGUGACAUCGGUCUCGGUUUGGCAGGAUUUUUAACUGGAUAUACAAUCGAUGUAUGGUCUCAAGGAAAGAUUUACAAAACUUAUACAUCAGCGUUUCUUCUUGUGUUUAUAUUCACUUGUAUAGAUUUGAUUUGCUGCAAAAAACUGAAGUUGCCAAUUAUAUCAAGAUCGUCACAUAUAUUUACAGAUGUAUGUACGCUUUUAAAAUUCAAAUCUACUGUUAUAUUUUUGUUUUUUGAUACCAUUUGCGGCGCCUUUGAUGGUUACAUGCUUUCCUUUAUGUUUUGGUAUGAAGAAGAUCUUGCUAUAAAAACCGGUUACAUGGACAAAAUUAAAUUAAUAGAAGGUAUAACAAUAGCCACAGAAGCUUUCAGUUGUGCGAUAUUCAUGCAUUUAUCCGGUAAGAUAUUGGAAAAAUUAGGAUAUGGUUAUACUUUUACUCUUUUUCUCGUAUUUUAUUCCCUACGGCUGGGAUUAAUAUCUGUAGUACCAACACCAUGGUGGAUAGUUCCAAUAGAAUUUUUAACAAUAGGACCAUCAUAUAUACUUUGCCACGUAACAUCAGUAGCGUACGCAAAUGUAAUAUCGUCAUCCAAUGUAUCUAUUUCUAUUCAAGGAAUUAUAUCAGGAAUGAAAGAUGGUUUCGGUCGCUCUAUUGGUAGUUUGGUUGGAAGUAUAUUCUUGAAAAAAUUUGGUGGUGCGUUGACUCUACAAAUAUUUUCAAUAUUUGCAGCAUUUUGUUCGCUAGUGUAUCUUCUACUUUACCUUACAUACUUAAAACAUGAAAUACCAGGUACACAAAAUAAUGUUGAAUGGAAAAAACCUGAUGAUGCACGGAAACAUUGUGUUGUAGCAGAAUGA